CACACAUAGGCUACGCCUGCUUCUACUAACACUUACAGUAAACUACUUCUUGUUUCCAUUCAGUGACAGUAAGUUGACUGACUGUUCAAGACUUCUCCCCUUCACUUCACUCUUCAGUUGACUCACUGUACAAGACCUCUCCUCUUCACUUCACUCUACUGCAGGGUGGGAGAUGCAACAAUGGCCUUUAGAACAGCAGGAAGUGUGUUGGUGGUCUUUCUCUGGUCUGUGACAGUGGUACUGGGUCAGGAUGGCUGGAGUGUUACAUACACCACUCAGAGUAUCUGUACCUUGAAGGGGUCAACAGUGGAGCUGACCUGCUCUUAUACAUAUCCCAGUGGUACAGUCACAACAACACUCUGGUUCACUAAAAUGGAAGCUGGUAUAGAACCUGAAGAUCUAGGUCAGGACCCAGAGUAUGCAGGUCGUCUGGAGUAUCAUGGAGAUAAGAAGAGAGACUGUACCCUGAGAAUCACAGACCUGAGAGAGAGAGACUCAGCUACGUACAAAUUCAGAUUACGAACAGAUCAGGAAGGAGGGAAAUAUUCUGGAAGUCCUGGAGUCUCUCUGUCUGUCACAGGUCUUCAGGUGAAGGUGAUUGGUGGACAUCAGGAUAAGACACUGACCUGUAUCACCACCUGUACUCUGACUGACAACCCCACCUACAUCUGGUACAAGAACGGACAACAUCUAGAUGAGAGCACCUCCCCCCAGUACAAAGACUCAGUCUCCAAUGACUAUGAUGCCAGUUAUUCCUGUGCUGUAAAAGGCCAUGAGGAUCUCCACUCUCCUGCAGUGUGUGUUCAGGGUCAGAGCUGCUACAGAGUGACUUACACCAAGAGGAGAAUCUGUGUCUUGAAGGGGUCAACAGUGUACAUAUCCUGUACUUAUGUUAGUUAUUAUUACACCACAUCAUCAUUCUGGUUUAGAAGUGAUAAGUCGACCCCUGAAGACCUAACCAGAGACCCAGGGUAUGCAGGUCGUGUGAAGUACACUGGAACAUACAGAGGUCCCUUCACCCUGAGAAUCUCAGAUCUGAGAGAGGAGGACUCAGCUGAGUAUCGCUUCACUUUUAAAACAGACAACUUUGAAUGGGGUCAUAGUUUCCCAGGAACAACUCUGUCUGUCACAGGUCUGCAGGUGAAGGUGACUCCUGCUGCAGAGGGACAGAAGACACUGACCUGUAGCACCACCUGUACUCUGACUGACAACCCCACCUACAUCUGGUACAAGAACGGACAACGUGUAGAUGAGCCCACUUCCCAACAAUACUCUAGUAAUACCCUAGUAGUGUUGGGUCAUUCUGUGGACAGUUACUCCUGUGCUGUAGAACACCAUGAGGACCUCCACUCUCCUGCAGUGUAUGCUCCAAAGAACACCUCAGUGUCAGUCAGUCCCUCUGGUGAAAUAGUGGAGGGCAGUUCAGUGACACUGACCUGCAGCAGUGAUGCCAACCCUCCUGUGGACAAAUACACCUGGUACAAGAAGAACGUAACCUCACCAAAAGCAUCAGGACAGAGUUACAACAUCACUAACAUCAUCUCUGAGGACAGAGGAGAAUAUUACUGUGAGGCUGAGAAUAAAUAUGGACGACUCAACUCUUCUUCUGUGUCUGUGGACGUUCAGUAUACUACAGCAUUGUUUCUCUGGGUUCCUGUGGUGGGGAUGGGGGCUGCCCUGACUGUUGGAGCUCUGCUCCUCACCAUCUACUGCUAUAUGAAGAGGAGACACACAGGAGGAAGUGAUGACACAGCAGACAGACAGAGUGUCCAUCCUGACCCCAACAGUGACAUGUACACAUCUCUGAACAUGAAGACCAGGUCACCAGAGUAUGACACCCUGGCAAAUGUGAGAGACUUGGCAGUGACACAGCCCUCAGAUACAUGCUGAGCCCUCCGAUUAUGAGAUCUUAAGAGAACCACCACAGAACCUGGACAAAAGAGAACCACCACAGAACCUGGACUGAAGAGAACAACCACAGAACCUAAACUGAAGAGAACCACCAAAGAUUCUGUACUGAAUAGAAUCUCCACAGAACCUGGGCAGAAGAGAACCACCAAAUAUUCUGGACUGAAGAGAACCACCACAGAACCUGGACUGAAGAGAACCACCACAGAACCUGGACUGAAGAGCAACAGCAUCAAACCAAAGCUAGGCCUCAUAAUGCUAUUCUCUUACUAUGAUAUUGCUUUUUAAUCUAGAAGGUUUGAGACAAUGAGCUUUAACUUUUGAGUAAGUGCUGGAAUUUAGAUUGUUCUCCUAAUGAUAAAUACAGUAUGUGCACUACCAUUCAAAAGUUUGGGGUCGCUUAAAAUGUCCUUGUUUUUGAAAGAAAAGCAAAAAAAAAGUCCAUUAAAAUAGCAUCUAAUUGAUCAGAAAUGCAGUGUAGACAUUGUUAAUGUUGUAAAUUACUAUUCUACCUGGAAAAUGCAGAUGUUUUAUGGAAUAUCUACAAAGGUGUGCAGAAGCCAAUUAUCAGCAACCAUUACUCCUCUGUUCCAAUGGCACGUUGUGUUAUCCAAGUUUAUAAUUUUAAAAGGUAAAUUAAUCAUUAGAAAACCAUGUUGUAAUUAUGUUAGCACAGCUGAAAACUGUUGUGCUCGCUGAUUAAAGAAGCAAUGAAACUGGACUUUUUUACACUAGUUGAGUAUCUGGAGCAUCAGCAUUUGUGGGUUCAUUUACAGGUUCAGCAUGUCAACUUAUCUGUUUACUAUCUGUAGAUUGUAUUGCUUAUCUUUUUUAUGGGAUUUUGCCAAUUCCAGAUUUUUUAUAUAAAGUUAUGUCUUGUCUUAGUGACACAAAAAGGAAUAAUAUUGACAAGAGCUUUUAAAUGUUUGUAUCUCUGGAGUUGUUCCUGAUGUGUUAAAAUAUGUUUUACUUUG
Molecule: messenger RNA, 2882 nt
Organism: Oncorhynchus masou masou (cherry salmon)
Lineage: Eukaryota; Metazoa; Chordata; Actinopteri; Salmoniformes; Salmonidae
Product: sialoadhesin-like
Exons: 12
Coding region: 181-1890 (569 amino acids)
Source: RefSeq, a predicted model, not a curated record